UCCUGUCACUGGCUUAUAUGGACAAGUCAGUCCACGGUCAUGUGACUUGGGCUGCUAAAAACAGCUCCAUCACCCACUCUGAACCAGGGCCUGAAACAAUGUCCUCCACCGAGAGAAACGUAAAGGACACUUGAUCAUACAAUCCUGGGAAUUAUUUCCAGGAAACACUUGCAGAAGCCAAUCUGAGCACCUUUUUUCCUGGCGGUGCACUUAGGGACGGCCAGGAGAUGAGCACUUCUCUGAAUUACAAGUCUUUUUCCAAAGAGCAGCAGACAAUGGAUAACUUGGAGAAGCAACUCAUCUGCCCCAUCUGCCUGGAGAUGUUCACAAAACCUGUAGUCAUUCUUCCCUGUCAGCAUAACCUGUGCAGGAAGUGUGCCAGUGACAUUUUCCAGGCCUCUAACCCAUAUUUGCCCACAAGAGGAGGCACCACCGUGGCAUCGGGGGGCCGAUUCCGCUGCCCUUCCUGUAGACACGAAGUGGUUUUGGACAGACAUGGGGUGUACGGACUUCAGAGGAACCUGCUGGUGGAAAACAUCAUUGACAUCUAUAAGCAGGAGUCCACCAGGCCAGAAAAGAAAUCUGACCAGCCCAUGUGUGAGGAGCAUGAAGAGGAACGCAUCAACAUCUACUGUUUGAACUGUGAAGUGCCCACUUGCUCCCUGUGCAAGGUGUUUGGUGCACACAAGGACUGCCAAGUAGCUCCCCUCACUCAUGUGUUCCAGAGGCAGAAGUCAGAGCUCAGUGAUGGCAUUGCCGUCCUUGUGGGAAGCAAUGAUCGAGUCCAGGGUAUGAUCAGCCAGCUGGAGGACACCUGUAAAACUAUUGAGGAAUACAGCAGAAAGCAGAAACAGGACCUUUGUGAGAAGUUUGAUUACCUGUAUGGCAUCCUGGAGGAGAGGAAGAAUGAGAUGACCCAAGCCAUCACCCGAACCCAAGAGGAGAAACUGGAGCACAUCCGUGCUCUCAUCAAAAAGUAUUCUGAUCAUUUGGAGAAUGUAACAAAGUUGGUUGAGUCAGGGAUCCAGUUCAUGGAUGAGCCAGAAAUGGCAGUGUUUCUGCAGAAUGCGAAAACCCUGUUACAAAAAAUCUCAGAAGCGUCAAAGGCAUUUCAGAUGGAGAAAAUAGAACAUGGUUAUGAGAACAUGAACCACUUCACAGUCAACCUCAAUAGAGAAGAAAAGAUAAUACGUGAAAUUGAUUUUUAUAGAGAAGAUGAAGACGAAGAUGAAGAAGAAGAAGAAGGAGAAAGAGGAGAAGAAGGAGAAGUGGAAGAGGUAGAAAAUGUUCAAAUAGAGUCAUCAGGAGAUGAAAGUCCAGAAAAGUCCUCAGAGCCCUCUCUGCUGGCCUCAGAGCUUCAGACCACCACGGGGGCACUUCUGGUUUCCUCUCCAGAGCCAUCUUCAACCCUGCCACCUGCUGAAAAUGCCCCAAUGACACAGGGGGAGGUGGUGCCCAUUGGCUCUCAGCAGACUACAGAGUCUGAAACUCCAGCCCCGGCAGCAGCGGAAACUGCGGAUCCCUUGUUUUACCCUAGUUGGUAUAAAAGCCAAACCCGGAAAGCCACCACCAACCCACCUUGCACCCCAGGGAGCAAAGAUCUGGGGCAAAUAGGGCCUCCAGGUUCUGAGGAUUCGAAUGUGCAGUCGGCAGAAGUGGCAGAAGCCGCAGCCAAUGAGAGGGCAGCAGUGAGUGGUAAGGAAACUAGUUCACCUGCAGCUACUUCUCAGGAGUUAGCAAUCUGCAUAGCACUUUUGGCUUUUCUUAUACUUCACUACAUCUGGAGUCAGAUUCAGUGCUUGAUUUUUGCUUUAAUGGGUAGGAGUUAUUUUCUUUUCCCUUGACUAACAUCUCAUGUAGUUUCUUCUGUAAUGUUCCUCUUCUGUAGGCCCAGAGAUAAACUUCUCAAACCUCAAGGCUCAGUCACCUAAAAUCAUGUUCACAGAUAAUAUUCAUGACCUCAAGCUCCCUACAAUGCAAUCGCCUCUGCACCUUCCUGAGGGGGCUUGCUCCAUUAUCUAUUCCUGCAUGGAGGGGACCUUGGGCUCAGAAGUGACUCCAUGGGCAAUUAUUCAGUAAUCCAGUAAAAGUGAACCCUUCAGACGGUCAUUAGAUUGUACACAAUGCCAUGAGGACUGUUGUUCUGACAGUAGAAGGAGGAGCAGCAAAAGACUGGUUUGGGAAUAUGUAUGGUUGUUCCUUCAUCAGGAGUAAGGUUUCCUCUUGUUACCUAGAAAUGCCCAGGAGGUAGCUGGAUGAUAGCUCUUGGAGUACUGUCUAGGCAGAGCCUAUUCUGGUGAGCAGGUGGACUAGAUGACUUCUUGAUUCUUUUUGAACCCUCAGUCUCUACAGGGUCUUCCCUGUAAGAGGAGGUCCUGAAAGAAAGAUGUUCUGGACAGAACAAGAAGAAGAUGAGAUAUGAAUGAAUAAAGAACCAGAGAUCAAUGUGCACUUGCCAGUCAUAAAGAAUCAGAACCAAAGAAAAGCCAUAAUGUCAUCCAGCAGUCUGCGACUAUUAUUUUAAGACACAUUUAUCAUAGACAAGCUUUUGCUUGAUGACUGUUAAGAGGUUUGCUUUAGGACUGACAUCUUACUCUGAAUAGUCUUCGGAAGGUUACCAAUUUAAUUAGUAAUGUUUAAAGACCCAAACCUCACAGACUUUAAAUAAAUGACCCUGCUAUCAUAAGCUCUUGCUCCUUGUGCCCUGAGCUCAGAAGCAGUCCAGGGUCCCUGGUGCUGUAAGGUGUUGUUAGCUAUUUCUGACUUCCUGAUUUUUCCCUGAUCUGACAGUGACUCUCGUAGAAGCUCCAUUAUGGGCUCCCUUUCUGCCUCAUUGGCUACUUGCUAGGCAAUGGUAGUGGGAUCUCCAUGGGUACCUGCUGUGUCUGUAGUUGUGUGAGCAGGACCUUUCCCCAGGUCUAACAGUCAGCUGGUAACCUGUGUACGCUCAAAAGGUUCUGAGUGUCCAGAUAGUCUGCUUAGCUGACCAACUCUUCCUCCUGACAUUAUUUGUGGUGAGAGCAUUGGCCAUAGACUCAAUGGGAUAAAAAUGGGGAAAGUGAAAACAACAUGCUUUAUUGAAAACAGGACCUCAUUGUGGAUCUGAAUAAUUGUCUCAAGAGUUCCAUUUACAUUCUGAGAAUGUGGGUUUUGGGAUUUGACACCAUUUAUAUAUCCUUGCAGUAUUCUCUAAGGCUGCAGGGGGAGUGUCACGCUUCAUGGCUGCCAUCCACCAAGCCCAUGUCAUGUAUGCUGACAUCCAUGUGCCUGUGUGGUCAGAUGAGGGUGAGGUGCGGUAGGGUGCUGUGGAUUGAUGUUCACUAUUGCAAAGCACUUUGCUUGUGUAAUUUUGUUUGAGAAAGGACCCUUCACAUAAAGAUACAAAUCUGUUCAUGACAGAGUACCCCUUUGUGAUCCCUGAAAUGUGAGAUGGAUAGGUUCACAGAGACCUUACCAUGGUAGUGAACUCCUCACCCAGUGAAUAUUUUGCAGGCCUGGUUCACCUUCACCACCCUGAAUCCAAUCUGCCAGAUUUGGAUUUGUCCAGUGCAAGGUUAGCCUGUUGGAAUUUCACACUGCACCAUUAUCUUACCUUGAACAUCUAGGAUGUGGCUUGAUUUACUGGUGGCCAGGCCUCUCUUUUCUUGGUGGCCCCAAGUCAGGGAGUGCUGUUGCCUUGGAAACUUAGAAGCUUCUUAGGCUUACUGGCUCAUAGGCAAGCCUACUUCAGCCCCCAUUAGCUGCACUGAAAACCUUUAAGAAGGUAAAUGUUCUAUCCCAGAUGCUUUUCUCAUAUCCGUUCACAGUAAAACCUGCCUUUGACCCAAGCAUCCAGGCAGAUUAUGUUAGAAACCAAUCAUGGUAAAAACCAGAUGUCUCUACCAGGGUGGAACUUUUACUUUUUGUCAGAUCAGAAGAGUAUUUUUGCCUUCCCCAUCCUCAUUCUCUAAGAAAAAAAUAAUAACACUUUCUCAACAAGGUUUGGAUUCAACUUCCUGGCUGCCAUCCACCAAACCCAUGUCAUGU
This is a messenger RNA of Castor canadensis (American beaver), 4026 nucleotides long. NCBI's taxonomy places the organism in Eukaryota, Metazoa, Chordata, Mammalia, Rodentia, Castoridae. The record is from RefSeq and is a predicted model, not a curated record.